CAGCAAACCACUCGGCUGUGUUAGCUAAUCAUUGAACUCCAGCUUUUCCCCUUUCCCUUUAGUUCAUGCUUUAUAUUUUAAAUUUUAGACCAAGAACAAUGGGAGAAAUCAGCUUGUUAAUAGUCGCCAGUCUUCUGGGAGUCACCAACUGCAGUCCCAGUGAAGUCUUCCUUCAAAACAAAGAUGCCAACAGCAUUUUACAGAGGCAGAGGCGAGCCAAUGCUGUUUUCGAGGAGAUCAAGGGAGGUAACAUAGAGAGAGAGUGCCGCGAGGAAAAGUGUUCCUUCGAAGAAGCACGGGAAAUAUUUGAAAACAAAGAACUCACGACUGCAUUUUGGAAUGAAUAUAUAGAUGGAAACCAAUGUGAGUCCAAUCCUUGCCUAAACCAAGGUGAAUGCAAAGAUGGGAUUGGUUCCUAUUCUUGUUGGUGCCUACCAGGUUUCCAAGGGGUAAACUGUGAGAUAGAACCUUUGAAACUCUGCCACUUGGAAAAUGGCGGAUGUCACCAUUUCUGCAAAAAGGACGCAGCGAGAGGCGUGAGGUGUGUGUGUGCUCCAACCUACAUACUUGGUGCUGACCAACGUUCCUGUAUCCCUGCAGUGAGCCAGCCAUGUGGAAGAAUUGCAGAUAUCAAUGCAGUACGAUCACUUGAUGUCACCUUCGGAGCCAGGAGUAAUGAUGCACGUGACUCAGUUUUCAGUACCGUUACAGAUGAACCUCGUUCACCUAAAAGGACAACUGUGCGCAAUCCCAGUAAUGUCACAACGACCUUUAACUACACCUUCAUUGAAGAAUCGGCAGCUGAUCACACCAGAAUAGUGGGUGGUGAAGAAUGUAGAAAGGGACAGUGUCCCUGGCAGGCCAUGCUGCUGAAUGAAUUCAAGAAUGAAACAUUCUGUGGUGGAACCAUACUGAAUGAAAAGUGGGUCGUCACAGCAGCCCAUUGCUUUGUUGAUCCUGUUGAGUUUAGGGUUGUUGUUGGUGAGCAUAACAUCCGCAAACCUGAACACACAGAGCAGUACCACAGUGUAGAAAACGUGACUUUGUACCCCAGCUAUAACCCCAACCGAAGCCGGUACGACCAUGACAUUGCUCUAAUCCUGCUGAAGACCCCCAUCAACUUCACCCCCUUCAUCAUCCCCAUUUGCCUCCCGGAGAAGCACUUUGCAGAACGGGUGUUGAUGGCACAAUCGUACGGGACGGUCAGCGGCUGGGGGAGACUGUAUACGCUGGGGGAUUUUCCGCAGGUCCUUCAGAGAAUCGACAUCCCGUAUGUCGAUCGCAGUAUUUGCAAGGAGUCCAGCAAGUUCAGUGUGACCGGGAACAUGUUCUGUGCUGGCUUUCCCGAUGGAAGCAAAGAUGCCUGUCAGGGAGACAGCGGAGGACCUCAUGUCACCAGGUACAAGAACACCUGGUUUCUAACAGGUAUUGUCAGCUGGGGAGACGGCUGUGCAGUGGCCGGGAGGUAUGGAUUCUACACCAGGGUAUCCAAGUAUUAUGCCUGGAUUAAAAAACAAACAGGGAUUUGAUUUACACCAAAGAGCAGCACUAACACACGCUUGGCAUUCAAUAGCCCAAAGCUUUCACAAAUGGAAUAUUUCUAAUAUCCAAGAUCAAACACAAAGAUUUCCUGCUGAUGCUAAUUCUGUGGCUUGGCAUGAAAAAUAUGAAUAAUUUUUGGAGGUGCUUGCAAGUAAUUAUUCAUUAGUCUUUGGAAUUGGAUUUAUUUGAAUUGUAUAAACCUGUGCCAGACUCUUGUAUUGGACAAGGCUUUGAUAAUAAAAUAAAUCUGUCCAUGUGACCUUUA
Molecule: messenger RNA, 1807 nt
Organism: Pristis pectinata (smalltooth sawfish)
Lineage: Eukaryota; Metazoa; Chordata; Chondrichthyes; Rhinopristiformes; Pristidae
Product: coagulation factor IX-like
Exons: 8
Coding region: 66-1529 (487 amino acids)
Biological process (GO): proteolysis; blood coagulation
Cellular component (GO): extracellular region
Molecular function (GO): calcium ion binding; serine-type endopeptidase activity
Source: RefSeq, a predicted model, not a curated record